This is a messenger RNA of Diatraea saccharalis (sugarcane borer), 585 nucleotides long. NCBI's taxonomy places the organism in Eukaryota, Metazoa, Arthropoda, Insecta, Lepidoptera, Crambidae. The record is from the annotation of a GenBank genome assembly.
AUGAUCUCCAAUAAGGCUUUAGUCUACGGUAUUUUACUUUUGAUUAUAUUUAACUAUGUAAUUGCCGAAGAAGUGUCUUCUCAAAGCUCAGGUUGGCAAUUCCCGCUGAUAUCUGGUUUUAGACCUUUUGGAUCCUCAGGGCCUUUUGGCUUUCCCAGCUUCAGUGGUCUGUCAGGACUAUUUGAUAACCCAUCAAUAACUACACCUGAUACAACGACAACAGCACAUAGCCGUGAAAGACGUGAGGCUAACAACGAUGAUGACGAGAAUGGAAAUAACGAACUUCAGAGUAGACUAUUGUUCAUCCAUUUAUCUACUAUUACCUCUUGCAACUACACCACUCAGGGUGGUUCCAGCUGCCUUAAUUGUCGUCAAACUCUCCGAUGUCUACCCACCAACGUAGGGGUACUGAAGUCUUGCACAGGUCUGUUCCGCUACUGCAACAAUGGCCGUUGCUCUCUCUUCCAGGAUUUACAAUGCAGUGAAACCACUAGUACCCCUACGUCCACUACUUUAAGCUCAACCACCACAACUAGUACUUCAACCACUUCUCCGACAACGGUUUCUACUUCUUCUAGUGAUUAA